AUGUUAAUCAAGCCCUCGGGGACAUCACCAUUGGUGAUGGUCCUUGGGGCCAUUCUAUUCUUCUCAGCACAGGUCUUUGCUGCUUCGGCCGCAUUGGGUGUUGACCUGGGGACUGAGUAUAUCAAGGCUGCGCUGGUGAAGCCUGGGAAGCCAUUCGACGUCGUCCUAACCAAAGACUCUCGAAGAAAAGAAACCUCCGCCGUUGCUUUCAAACCAUCGCGCGGCGCACCUCAGUCCGGCGAGUACCCCGAAAGACUCUAUGGCUCCGACGCCAUGGCGCUGGCAGCCCGAUUCCCCGGAGACGUUUACCCCAACCUCAAGGCCCUCCUCGGCCUCCCCGUCGACGACGCCCUGGUCCAGGAAUAUGCUGCCCGACACCCCUCCCUCAAGUUUCAAGCCCACCCCUCGCGAGGGACUGCCCAGUUCAAGAGCAGCGCUGUGUCAGCGGAGGAGGAUGCCUGGUUGGUUGAAGAGCUGCUCGCCAUGGAGCUUCAAAGCAUUCAGAAGAAUGCCGAAGCCGCAGCUGGCGAUGGCACCUCGGUGCGCUCCGUUGUCUUGACCAUUCCCCCAUUCUAUACCGCAGAUGAGAGGCGCGCUGUACAGGCUGCUGCCGACCUCGCUGGCCUGAGGGUUCUCGGCACCAUCAGCGAUGGUCUGGCUGUUGGUCUCAACUACGCCACCACCCGCCAGUUCCCCAACAUCAACAAGGGCGGGAAACCCGAAUACCACAUGGUCUUCGACAUGGGUGCGGGCUCUACCAAGGCGACCGUCAUGAGGUUCCAGAGCCGCGAGGUCAAGGACGUUGGAAAGCUCAACAAGACUGUCCAGGAGGUUCAGGUCAUUGGAACCGGUUCCGACCGCACUCUGGGCGGUGAUGCCCUCAACAACCUCAUCAUCGACGACAUGAUUGAGAAGUUUGUCGAGUCCAAGGCGGCACAGAAGGCCUCUGUUACCGCCGAGGGCGUCAGGGCCCACGGACGGGCCAUCGCCAAGCUGACCAAGGAGGCUGAGCGUGUUCGCCAUGUUCUGAGCGCCAACCAAAACACGGCCGCCAGCUUCGAAGGCCUCUAUGACGAUGUGAAUUUCAAGUACAAGAUCGAGCGCGCCGAUUUCGAGGCGUUGGCUAAGGCCCAUGCUGACCGAGUUGCGGUUGCCGUCAACAGCGCCUUGAAACAGGCUAAGCUGGAGAUGGAUGACCUUGAUUCUGUUAUUCUGCACGGCGGUGCUUCUCGUACUCCUUUUGUCCAGAAGGCUCUCGAGAAGGUUGUUGGCUCAGCCGACAAGCUCCGCUCCAAUGUCAACUCUGACGAGGCCGCCGUGUUUGGUGCUGGUUUCCGCGCCGCCGACCUCAGCCCAGGCUUCCGUGUCAAGGAAAUCAGAAUCUCUGAUGGCCCAGGCUACGCAGCUGGUCUGAAGUGGAAGGCAAGCGAGGAGAGGACCCAGCGUCUCUGGACCCCCAUCUCUACCAUCGGUGGCCCCGCCAAGGAGCUCUCCUUCAAUGAGGAGGCUGACUUCAGCGGUACUUUCUACCAGCAGGUUGAUGCUGAGUACAAGGACCUGAAGCGUUUCACCACCAAGAACCUGACCUCGAGCAUCGCGGCGCUCAAGGAAAAGUACCCCUCUUGCGUUGAGAGUGGCGUUACCUUCCGCCUCGGGGCCAAGCUGGAUGCCGAGGACGGCGAAAUUGAUAUUGUCAAGGCCGCUGUCGAAUGUGAGGCCGAAGUCAAGGAGGGCUUUGUCGACGGUGUCAAGAACCUUUUCGGAUUUGGCAAGAAGGACCAGGAGCAGCUGAACGGCGACGAGAGCUCCUCAACUGAAACUGUCAACACAUCCGAAGAGUCGGCCACCAAGUCAGCAACUGAAUCAUCCCAAUCCGCCGAGGCCUCGGGCUCGACUGAGGAGCUGAAGACGGAGGUCAAGAAGCUCGAGACUGUCUCCAUCCCCGUUGAGAUUGUCAUCGAGAUUCUCGGCACGCCGCAGUUGACCAAGGAGCAGACUAAGCAGUCCAAGGACCGAUUGAAGGCCUUCGCAGCCUCUGACUUGGCCCGGUACCUCCGUGAGGAGGCUUUGAACCAGCUCGAGGGCUUCACAUACAAGGUGAGAGACCUGCUCGAGGAUGAGUCUUUCAUUGCCGCCUCGACCGAAGCCGAGCAAACCAGCCUCUCUGAGAAGGCCAGUGCCGCCAGCGAGUGGCUUUACGAUGAGGGCGCCGAUGCUCCCCGAACUGAACUCAAGGCCAGGCUCAAGCAGCUGCAGGACAUUGCAGACCCUGUUCAGAAGCGUGUCACAGAGAGUGGAGCUCGCCCCGCUGCCAUCUCCAAGCUUAGGAGCUCCUUGAAGGAGACCUUCAAGUUCGUCGACACCAUGCGUAAGCAGAUUGACGAGUACGAUGAGUGGCACGCCGCCGCCUCUGCGUCGUCGUCUGCAACUCCCUCAGCCACACCUUCGGGCGACUUUGAUGGCCUCGAAGACGAGGAUACCCCCAAGGACAAGAAGAUGGAGGAUGUCCUGGAGGAGCGUGGCCCCGUCCCUCCCCUCUACAAGCGCGAGGAUCUUGACGAGCUCGCUGCCCUCUCCAAGACCACCGAGGAGUGGAUCAACGAGAACGAGGCCAAGCAGGACAAGCUCGCCGCGACAGCCGACCCUGUCCUCCUUGUCAAGGACGUGACCGCCAAGGUCGAGAGGCUGGAGAAGGCCGGCAAGGAUCUGGCCAUGAAGGGUGUCAAGAACUACAGCAAGGGCAGCAAGAAGGGCAGCAAGGAGAAGCCCAAGGACAAGGGCAAGAAGAAGGGCGGAAAGGGCAAGCCGACCAAGCUCGGUGAUCUAAAGGACAAGGACUUCGGGUCCCUGAGCGCGGAGGAGCUCGAGGAUCUGAUUAAGAACAUGAGCGAGGAGGACUGGGCCAAGGUCCGUAAGGAGGCCGAGGCGCAGCAGAAGCAGGCUGAGGCGAAGCCCAGUGCGGAGCCUCAUGAUGAGCUAUGA
Molecule: messenger RNA, 2982 nt
Organism: Clonostachys byssicola
Lineage: Eukaryota; Fungi; Ascomycota; Sordariomycetes; Hypocreales; Bionectriaceae
Source: the annotation of a GenBank genome assembly